Notolabrus celidotus (New Zealand spotty) is the source of this 1486-nucleotide messenger RNA. RefSeq names its product syntaxin 8 (gene stx8). Bases 116 to 829 code for a protein of 237 amino acids. The record is from RefSeq and is a predicted model, not a curated record. Lineage: Eukaryota; Metazoa; Chordata; Actinopteri; Labriformes; Labridae. Gene Ontology annotation, molecular function: SNARE binding; SNAP receptor activity. Gene Ontology annotation, cellular component: endomembrane system; SNARE complex. The transcript has 8 exons. Gene Ontology annotation, biological process: intracellular protein transport; vesicle fusion.
UUUGUCCCUCUUCGUCUGCUGUAGUGACGUCACACACAAACAAGGAACUGUUUGCUGAUGAUUACAGCUGGAUGGUUCAAACUAAGUAGAUUUUCUGUACCGAACUUUUAUCGUAAUGUCUCAAGAUCCCUGGGUACAGGAUUAUGAUGCCACUUGUCGCUUGGCACAGGAAGUUGCAGAGAACAUUCAUGAACGCAACAGGCAGCAGAGAACAGGGGGGAACCCUGCAAAGAUCAAUAUGACACUGCGUGCAUCGCUGCAGAAGCUCAAACAGAACAUAGCCCAGCUCAAAGAUGGUGUUUUGCGAGCAUCAUCAUCUCGGCGCAUCAUGCAGGCAGAAGCUGACAGGAGGCAGAACCUCAUUGAUGAUCUGCUGACCAGAGAGAGGCAGCUCAAUGCUGCCUUCAAGGGGGAUGUCACAGAGCCUGAACCUUCAAGGUCGACAUUGAUGGCUGAAGGGGCAGGAGGAAGUCGAGGAGCAGCUAACCCUUGGCUGAUCAAUGAGACGGAUGAGACCAGAGGGCUGGGCUUUGGGGAGAUCAAACAUCAGCAGCAAAGAAUCAUUGAAGCCCAGGAUGCUGGCUUGGAUGCGCUAGCAGCCGUCAUCAGCCGACAGAAGAUGAUGGGCCAGGAGAUCGGCAACGAGUUGGAUGAACAGAACGAAAUCAUUGAUGACCUUUCACACCUUGUGGACAAGACAGACGACAGGAUUCGAAAUGAGACACGAAGGGUGAAGCUGGUAGAGACAAAGUCAGCCUCCUGUGGGAUGAUGGUGGUGAUCGUUCUGCUCCUUAUAGCCAUCAUAGUGGUCGCUGUGUGGCCGGUGUAGCUGAAGAGGACACAGGUGCCGGACGACUUCUACGACAGUCUGAUGAAGACUAUAAGUUUUAAACUUUUUGCAUCCACAGUGUGCACAUGUACAGUCAUUCAUUUAAACCUUCAUUCUCAUAUGAUUUUAUUUCUUAUUCUUUCUCUUCAUGUUGGGACAAAAGUUAUUUGAGGCUUUCCAACCAAGGCAAUGUUACAACUCUUGGUUUGAUAACGGGCAAGUGUAUUUCUUGUGUGUAAAUUAUCCUCUUACGCUGGUGUAUUGCUCAUUAACCUGACAGUGAAUGAAAUAGUUAAAUUAUAUGAAGGUUUCUUGAACCUUUUGAAACAUUUGAAACUGGACUGUGGCAAUUGUUGACCCAGCAGUAGGACCUCCCGCAGGCAGCAGGAUCUUUCCUCUCAUAAGUCUCUCUGUGGUCUGGCUGUGGUUCCCACUUCAUACGCUCAUUCCACAAGCUCUGCGAUAUUCACACUUGCUCACCCAUGCAUUACUGUAGCAGCUGUAAUGUUAUCAUUUGUCUUGGGAUUUUAUAAUGUUUAUAGAGUAGCUUUCAGCCAAAACAAGCAGCUCAGCUGUGUUACUAACAUGGCUCUUUUCCGUUCUUGUAAAUCAAUUCAACUUGUAAUUUCUAAUAAAUGACAUUUACAGUUAACAGUC